AUGGCCGGGCAGCGCUUCCCAGUACCCCGGCUCGAGGGCGUUUCGCGGGAGCAGUUCAUGCAGCAUCUCUACCCACAGAGAAAACCUCUCGUGUUGGAAGGGAUUGAUUUGGGGGCAUGUACAAGCAAGUGGACAGUGGAUUACCUAAGCCAAGUUGGAGGAAAGAAAGAAGUAAAGAUUCAUGUUGCUGCAGUUGCACAGAUGGACUUCAUUAAACUUUUACUUCUUUCUUCUUGGUAG
Propithecus coquereli (Coquerel's sifaka) is the source of this 240-nucleotide messenger RNA. RefSeq names its product tRNA-yW synthesizing protein 5 (gene TYW5). Bases 1 to 240 code for a protein of 79 amino acids. The transcript is spliced from 3 exons. NCBI's taxonomy places the organism in Eukaryota, Metazoa, Chordata, Mammalia, Primates, Indriidae. The record is from RefSeq and is a predicted model, not a curated record.